Messenger RNA from Petromyzon marinus (sea lamprey), 2409 nucleotides. NCBI's taxonomy places the organism in Eukaryota, Metazoa, Chordata, Hyperoartia, Petromyzontiformes, Petromyzontidae. The record is from RefSeq and is a predicted model, not a curated record.
UUUUCAUCGUGGUGGUGGUUGUUGUUGUGGUUGUUGUGGUGGUGGUUGUUGUUGUGGUGGUGGUUGUUGUUGUGGACCCAGGAAGAGCCUCGCUCCUCCCUCUCGUAGGGAUGUCACUUGAGUAGCAGCGAGUAUGGAAUCGAUGUCCAGGUUGGAACAUUACAGCGCAGGGCCUUGCCUCCUGCCCUUGCCUGAUUGCAUUAAUUAUCUGCUUAAGUUUAAUUUGUCUUCACCUGGCUCACUACUUUGAAACUUUGUUUUAUUUUAAAUAUUUCUACGUUUUUAUUUUACCAGGCAUAGCCCACUUGAGCUACACCGCUUUUGUUUUCAGAAGCGACCUGCCCACAACACAGUGGGCUUAUCAACUUGUGGAAAUGUUUGUCGGUCAAAUACUCUAAACGCGUGGUGAUGUUGACUCUAAAUGUGCAGGGGAAAACCGCAGGAUCCGGAGGAAAAUCCACGCGACCACGGAGAGAGAGACACGCAAACUCCAAAUAUACAGCCAUAAUAGCUGACACUUCCUCUGCAGAAUUGGUCUGAUGGAGCAAAGGCACUCGGCGCGGCUUGGUUCAAAAAGGCAACAAUACGACCAGUGUGCAUACAGCACGGAUCAAACUGGACAUUUGACACAGCACAAGAGAACUCACACAGGAGAGAAACCCUUCAAGUGCACUGUGUGUGACAAGGCAUUUGUACGGUCAUCAGUUCUUCAGAACCACCAGAGAACACACACGGGAGAGAAACCCUUCAAGUGCAGUCUGUGCGGGAAGGCGUUUUCACAUUCAUCUGCUCUUGUAUUACACCAGAGAACACACACAGGAGAGAAACCCUUCAGGUGCAGUCUGUGCGGGAAGGCAUUUGCACAGUCAUCUGCUCUUGUAUUACACAAGAGAACACACACAGGAGAGAAACCCUUCAGGUGCACUCUGUGCGGGAAGGCGUUUGCACAGCAACCACAUCUUCAAACACACCAGAGAACACACACGGGAGAGAAACCCUUCAAGUGCAGUCUGUGCGGAAAGGCGUUUUCCGAUUCAUCUGGUCGUGUAUUACACCAGAGAACACACACAGGAGAGAAACCCUUCAGGUGCAGUCUGUGUGGGAAGGCAUAUGCACAGUCAUCUGCUCUUGUAUUACACAAGAGAACACACACAGGAGAGAAACCCUUCAGGUGCACUCUGUGCAGAAAGGCGUUUGCACAGUCAUCAGAUCUUAAAAAACACCAGAGAACACACACAAAAGAGAAACCUUUCAAGUGCACUGUCUGUGAGAAGGCAUUUGCAUGGCCAUCAGUUCUUCAGAACCACCAGAAAACUCACACGGGAGAGAAACCCUUCAGGUGCACUCUGUGCGGGAAGGCGUUUGCACAGUCAUCACAUCUUCAGUACCACCAGAGAACACACACGGGAGAGAAACCCUUCAGGUGCACUCUGUGUGGGAAGGCGUUUGCACAGUCAUCUGCUCUUGUAUUACACCAGAGUACACACACAGGAGAGAAACCCUUCAGGUGCACUCCGUGCGGGAUGGCGUUUGCACGGUCAUCAGAUUUGACACAGCACAAGAGAACUCACACAGGAGAGAAACCCUUCAAGUGCACUGUGUGUGACAAGGCAUUUGCACGGUCAUCAGUUCUUCAGAGGCACCAGAGAACACACACGGGAGAGAAACCCUUCACGUGCACUCUGUGUGGGAAGGCGUUUGCACAGUCAUCUGGUCUUGUAUUACACCAGAGAACACACACGGGAGAGAAACCCUUCAGGUGCACUCUGUGUGGGAAGGCGUUUGCACAGUCACCACAUCUUAAAAUACACAAAAGAACACACACAGGAGAGAAACCCUUCAGGUGCAGUUUGUGCGGGAAGGCGUUUUCACAGUCAUCUGCUCUUGUAUUACACCAGAGAACACACACAGGAGAGAAACCCUUCAGGUGCACUCUGUGCGGGAAGGAGUUUGCAGUGUCAUCACAUCUUAAACAACACCAAAGAACACACACAAAAGAGAAACCUUUCAAGUGCACUGUCUGUGAGAAGGCAUUUGCAUGGCCAGCAGUUCUUCAGAACCACCAGAGAACACACACGGGAGAGAAACCCUUCAGGUGCACUCUGUGUGGGAAGGCGUUUUCACAGUCAUCUGGUCUUGUAUUACACCAGAGAACACACACGGGAGAGAAACCCUUCAGGUGCACUCUGUGCGGGAAGGCGUUUGCAGGUUUAUCAAAUCUUAAAACACACCAGAGGGCACACAAUCAUCAGAAGAUCCCCAAGGAGUGGAGUUUGAAAUCGGCAUGUGAAAGUCAAAGUGCUGCAUGAGCCCAUCCCUCAUGAAACCAGAACCAGAAGUAAAUCCCAGCUUGGACACUUUAAAGGUAUUAAGGUGAAAUGUGAAGAGGCGAAGGUGAAAUGUGAAGAA